AUGAGCGCAAACCAAGAAGUUAGGAUUCAUGACGUUUGGAAUUCAAACGUUGAAGAAGAGUUCGCAAAAAUGAGAACUCUAAUUGACGACUACCCCUUUGUUGCGAUGGAUACUGAGUUUCCAGGCGUUGUUGCUACCCCUCUAGGCACAUUCAAAAGCAAGGAAGACUUCAAUUACCAGCAAGUAGGAUUCGCGCUAGUCGAUGAGAAAGGAGAUCUUCCACCAACGGGAGACGUGUGGCAGUUCAAUUUCCACUUUUCGCUCUCCGAUGAUAUGUAUUCACAAGAGAGUGUAGAGAUGCUAAGAGCGGCGGGAAUCGACUUCACUCGUUUGCAGAAUGAGGGAAUUUCCAUGGACAUUUUUGGCGAACUGUUGACAACAUCGGGAUUGAUUGUGGAUGACCGAAUUACAUGGCUGACUUUUUCGUCGGGGUAUGACUUUGGAUAUCUACUCAAAUCAAUAACCCUCGGCGAACUUCCAAAAGAGGAAUCGCAGUUUUUCCAAUUCCACCGAGCACUUUUCCCUCGCUGUUACGAUAUUAAACUUAUGCUACGGAUGCCUGGGUCAUUCAAUACAAAGCUCAAAGGAGGUUUACAAGAGGUGGCAGAUCAGCUGGACGUCAAGCGGCAUGGCAUGCGUCAUCAGGCUGGAUCGGAUGCUCUGCUCACUGCGAAAACGUUUUUCAAAAUUAAGCAACAGUUUUUCAACGAUAAUUGGGACAAGGCUAGUUUUUCAAAACGUCUACUGGUUUCAAGUGUCACGAUUGGUCCAAGGUCACUUAUUCGGGCUAGGUUCUUCACUCUCGCUCUCUCAGUCAGCUCACAACAUUCUACAACUUCAGAUAUGCCCUCCAAUAGUCAAAGGAAACACACAAUUUCUAAUAAAGUGCGGAAGCGUAGAGGUAAAGACAUUGAUCAAAUACAUGAGGACCUCAAGCCGAGCAAAGCAGCGAAGCUUCUCAAUCAAGAGAUCGAUCUUGACUUACCGGGUGACGGGCAGUUCUACUGUAUCGAAUGUGAACGUUAUUUCGUAGAUGAGAAAACGAGAGCGGAUCACCGAAAGUCGAAGUUACACAAAAAUCGUGUCCGGUCUUUGAAAGAAGUUCCUUACUCAAUCAAAGAAGCGGAAGCUGCAGCUGGGCGAGGACAUUAUCCUCACGUAACUCUCAAAAGCAAGGUCAGUUCAAUUCUUCACGGUGGAGUGUCAUCGGUUUAUAGCAUGAUUGCUUUGCUUCGACGUGGUCCCGUUGCUUGGGGUUGGUCAUUGACGGAGCGAAGAUGCAUUCAAGCUGAAGCUCUGCGGCGAAUCUAUGACAACGCUCGAGAGGCUUGCUCGAGUAUAGGUGCAGCACCUAGGGUUAAUCCUCGAGGAGUGUUUGUCAACAAUGAUCUCGAUCUUGGCUCAAUUGAUGUCUACGGAUUCGAUUAUGAUUACACCCUUGCUGUGUACACCCGAAAUCUUCACGCACUCAUCUACAAGUUGGCUCUUCAUCGUCUUAUAACACAGUUCAAGUAUCCUGAGAAUAUACUUGAUAUACCUUAUGACAGUGAGUUUGCGAUUCGUGGCUUGCACUUUGAUGUGCAAAGCUCUUGCCUCGUGAAAGUUGAUGCCUUUUCCCAAAUUCAAUGUGGAUCUGUGUACAAAGGGAGGAGGAAGCUAUCCGACAACGAAGUGAAAAAGCUGUUUCCUCGCCUCUGCCUUCCUGACUUAAAAGAGCGUCAAAUGCCGCAGCUGGUGGACUUCUUUUCUCUUCCAUGGGCAGGUCUUCUUUCUACUGUGGUCCACUACUGUGACCUUCACAACAUUGUAUUUGAUCCAAAGUGUUUAUUUGAUGAUUUGGAACCUCCACUGCACGUUGAAUUCAACCAUUCCUUCAGCAAUGUUGGAAUGUCGUAUAUGCUGGGUGAGGAUUGGCGAAAAUACUUCACAUAUAUAGUCGUGUUAGCAAAAAAGCCAACAUUUUUCAAAGGGCGGGAACCGUUUCGAAUUUAUGAUCCUGAUUUGGAUAUGAUGAGGUUUGAGAAAGUUCAUCGCUUGGAGGAGGGUCAGAUAUACUCAGGGGGAAAUAUUGACGAGCUGUCUACUCGCGCUGGUUUCAAAGACAAGGGCGUGCUCUACUUUGGUGAUCAUAUCUAUACCGACCUUGCUGACCCAAUUCUGAGGCUGGGAUGGCGUACCGCAGCCGUUGUACCUGAGCUGGCUCGAGAAAUAAGAGUACAGAAUGGCGAAUCCUAUCACAAUGUUGGAAUGUCGUAUAUGCUGGGUGAGGAUUGGCGAAAAUACUUCACAUAUAUAGUCGUGUUAGCAAAAAAGCCAACAUUUUUCAAAGGGCGGGAACCGUUUCGAAUUUAUGAUCCUGAUUUGGAUAUGAUGAGGUUUGAGAAAGUUCAUCGCUUGGAGGAGGGUCAGAUAUACUCAGGGGGAAAUAUUGACGAGCUGUCUACUCGCGCUGGUUUCAAAGACAAGGGCGUGCUCUACUUUGGUGAUCAUAUCUAUACCGACCUUGCUGACCCAAUUCUGAGGCUGGGAUGGCGUACCGCAGCCGUUGUACCUGAGCUGGCUCGAGAAAUAAGAGUACAGAAUGGCGAAUCCUAUCAGAAAGUUAUACAAUGGUUGGCAAUGCUCACUGCAAUCGUGGAAUUGUAUCGACCAGAAUCACUGCAAGACGCGGAAUCUGCAAAAGUAAUCGAAGAAUGGCAGGCAGAAAGAAGUCUUUACAGAGAGGAGGCCAAAGCACUGUUCAACCCACAAUUUGGAUCUUUAUUCAGAACUUAUCACAACAUGACACAUUUUUCGAAGAGGCUCCAUAGAUUAUCCGACGUUUAUACCAGCCGUGUGCCAAACCUGCUCAACUACGACAUCCGCCAUUGUUUUUUCCCUCGUCGUAAUGCUCUACCUCAUGAGAGUCUGCACUCUGUUCCUAUCAACUCGGAUUCCAUACUUGAUAUUCUGAAACGCAAAGAGCAACUACGUGGAGAUGUUGAGCAUCCUUGA
Molecule: messenger RNA, 2994 nt
Organism: Ostertagia ostertagi
Lineage: Eukaryota; Metazoa; Nematoda; Chromadorea; Rhabditida; Trichostrongylidae
Source: the annotation of a GenBank genome assembly